Molecule: messenger RNA, 1317 nt
Organism: Bipolaris oryzae ATCC 44560
Lineage: Eukaryota; Fungi; Ascomycota; Dothideomycetes; Pleosporales; Pleosporaceae
Exons: 4
Coding region: 1-1317 (438 amino acids)
Source: RefSeq, a predicted model, not a curated record
AUGAGCUUGGCGCCGAUAUUGGACGAUAGCGACUGUCGGAGGUGUGAUUUUGUGGAUGUUGGGGGUGUGCGUGUGUACAGAGCCCGUGUUUGUGUGCGUGUGUGUACAAAGCGCUUCAUUUGCAAUUUGCCUAGCACCAGCAGCACCAGCACCAGCAGCAGCGGCGGCGGCGGCGUAGAGGAAAGGGCAUGGAGCGUGCGCGUUUCCCGGCAGUCACCGCAGUUAGCCUCAUUGCCUCUGCUCAUGCUCGCCGUUCGAUUGCUGUUUCCGCCUCUGUUGCGUUUAGUGCGUCAAUACGCCGUGGCGGCAGGAAUCAUGCAAUAUGGAACCAUUUUUUUUCCUUACCCAGAACAGAUGCAGGGCCCUUGGUGCGCCGCGGAGAAGCCACGCGCACUGCCCGUUGAUACCGAAGCUGUCGCUGAAACCACGUCCAACUGCUCGAACGUGCAUCACGACGGCAGCCACGGCAGGCCCAGGGAGCCCACCAGUCAGUCGUCAAACCGCCAGCCCGGCAAUCCAUCAAAUCAGUCAGCCAUCAGUCAGUCGGAUGAAUCGGACACGCCCACUUUGGACCUGGAGGAGCCCCUUGAUGGCAGAGGCUGCCGUUCUGUGUGUACAUAUAUGCAUACUAGACGUAAGCAUGUAAGCUCCCGUGGCCCGGCGCGGCAGAUCCAUGGGCGUAGCAGUAGUUUGGCUCGACUCCUACCUAUCAUCUCACCCACACUCGCCCGGCUGGUUUGCCUCCAAUCGCCUCUAGCUGGUGCGUGUGAGCCAGGAACCCACGACUGUACUACCAGUCGGGACGUGUGGUGGCUGCACAUCACCGCGACGCCUCUAGGCAGGCAGAGGGGCGGAGUGUCGAUGGUGCCCGGCCCAAGUGCCGUCUUACAUACAUUAACAUUGGAUACGCAACUAUACGCAACUAAGUACGUAGGCAGUAAGGAGGUAAAGUAUCAUGGCUGUCUGUGUAGUAUUACUUACAUGGCAGGGUCAAGCCCGGCCAUCCAUGUCAAAUGCGACGUACGACACAGUGUCCCGUCGGCGAUUGCGCAACCAGACUUGCAUUGCCUGGCGGGACCAGCGCGCUCAGCUUGGUCGCAGAAUGGGAAUGUAAACAUGGUCUGUCGAUCCAAAAGUGUAAUGCACGCCGCCGAACGCCCCCCAAAAGGGUCAUUUCGUCCCCCCUCGCGCCGCCCCAAGUCUCGCUACCAAACUCUGGACGCCUGGCUCCGCCUCGAUGCCGGAGUUGAGCCGAUUUUCCGCCAUGAAGCAGGUGCAGAUGCCCACUACGUACUACGCGAGAACGACGGCUGCUAG